GAGUGUUUUAUUUCAUGUAUUGCCGAGUUCCUAUUAGUGACUUUUACAGGAACGUUGAAGGAAAUGGAGCGUUUCCGGUCGGGGUGUUUUCGGGGAUGCACUGAGUUGUCCCAAGAAGUGUUCCGCGCAUGCGUGGGCUGACAGCUAGUUAGCAAGAUGGUGGCGACCAGGAGGGGCACGCGUGUGGCGCCUCAGGACGAGGGGAGCGCGGCGGAGCAGACACCAGAAAAAGUUAUUUCCCCAACUUCCCCGGUGCAGACCCGGAGAUCUCUUAGGAAAGAUGUACAGGCUUCUGAUAAUAGUACAGAUGAGGGCAAAUCUGUGGUAACGAGUAAAAGCCCUGUGAAAUCAAGUACACAGAUCACCACCAGAAGUAGGCAUAGAAGUGGACAGUCAGGCGCAGAUAUUUCUGAAGCAGAAUCUACUGCCUCCAAUUCUUCCACUAGAAGAACUCGCAGCAGGCCAAGCCUUGGAGAGGUAACAGACUCCACCAGAAAGCUGAGAAGUCUCCGGUCUGCUGUGAUCACUGAACCCAUUAUUGAAUCCAAGGAAAAUGCAGAGCUAUCAGAAGCAGAAUCAAAUUGCUCAUCAGUUUCUACCCGAGCCAGGAAAAAGCAACCUGGAACUGCCUCACGUUUGGCUUCUACUAGGAGUCAAAGGUCAGGUUUCGUUCCACAACCCACAUCUGAUGUUUCAGAUGCAGAAUCAACUUCUUGUCCUGUGUCGGGCACAAGAACCAUGGCCAUUAGGUCUACAAGGAGCUCCAGUGGAAGACAUCUGUCUCAAAAGGAAGACACCUCUCAGGCGGAGCAAACAUCCGAUGCUGAAUCCUGUAGUUCUGGAGUUUCUCUACAGCCUCUUGCUAGACGUUCGAGUAGGAGAAAGAAAUCGCAAUUACAUUCAGAUGAGGUUGAGCUCAUUGGUAAAAUGAGUAAAGAUGACACUCAAGGUCAAGAGAUUCUGAAGAUGCAGAUUCCUAAGAUAGAUGGUGAAAAAUCAGAAGCCCUGUCUUCCGCAGGAGAAGAAAAAGUUUUACCUUCCCCUCGUAGGAGUUUCCGAAAUAAACCAGCAAUUCCGAAAGACGAGGUUAUUGUUAUUGAUGAUGAUGAACCAGAAAGUAGUGUUAUAAACAAAGCUUUGGAUGUAGAACCUCUAGAAGUUGAUGAAACAUCUUCCGCUAAAGAAGUUGACUUGCCUCUGGAAACCAGUGCCAUGUCAUCAUUACAAUCCAGUGAAACUCAGCCAGAAGAAAAUCUCCCUGAUCAACUUCAACUUUCAGACAAUUUAAUGGAAGAAGAGCCAGCCUUAGAAAAAAGCCAGGUCUCAAAUGACAAAGAUGCUACAGAAGAAAGUAAUGGAGAUCUUCAGGGUGUGCAGGAAGGUGCAAAUGUGUCUUCAAGUAUGAAAUUACACUUGUUCCUUGAUAGUGAUCACAGCGAGAAGUCAGAACACGAUGAUGAUGAUGAUCAUAAGGAAGAGGAGAAUAAUAUUGAUGACGAGGAGGAGGACCAUGAACAAGUGGUGGAGAGACAGAAAUCUAUAAAGGCAUUAAAACAACCUCUGCAAAGUAAAAGAGGAGAUUCUCCUCGGGUGGACUCCAAUAAAAAGUAUUUACUAGAAUCUGAAGAUGAGAGUGAAAAUGAGAACAUACCCGGGCCAAGUGAUGAUAAUAAUGAUCAUAAGGAAGAGGAGAAUAAUAUUGAUGAAGAGGAGGAGGACCAUGAACAAGUGGUGGAGAGACAGAUAUCUAAAAAAGCAUUAAAACAACCUCUGCAAAGUAAAGGAGGUGAUUCUCCCGGGGUAGACUCCAAUAAAAAGUAUUUACUUGAAUCUGAAGAUGAGAGUGAAAAUGAGAACAUACCCGGGCCAAGUGAUGAUGAUGAUGAUGAUGAUUUUAUUGAUGAUGAAUUUGAAAACAAUAUGGAGGAGGAAAACUAUGAACAAGUUGUAGAGAAACGAAAAUCCAAAAAAGCCUCAACUCAGCAGCUUCAUGAUGCACUGGGAGAUGGGCUGUUUGUAAUAGAUACAGCUCCUGGGGUGGACCCCGGUAAGAAGUAUUUCCUGGAACCCAAGGGAGGUGAAAAAGAAGAUAAGGAGGUGGGUGAAAAAGGGGAAAUGUCCAGCCCAGAGGAUGAUGAAGAUGAUGAUGAUGAUGAUGAUUUUAUUGAUAAAGAUGAGGAUGAGGAUGAAGAGGAAACUUUAUUGAACAGACCUAAAAGUGGCUUAACGCUGUCAACCAGUAUAGACACAGGAAUCAGCCUAAAAGAGAUGGGAGGUCUAUACAUCAACUUUGAUGCGGAGAAGCCAAACCCGGGUCCGAGUCUUCUUAACAAAAUGAAGAAGGAAAGUAAAAAGAAAGACGAGCUGCUUCAGAAAAGUGUCAUAACGCCUGACUAUGAGAAGAAAGAAAGUGUCCCGCCAUAUAUGGAAUCUCAGCGUAAACUUAAAAAAUCACGGAAGGAGGAAAGGGAUAAAACAACAGGAAGGGGAUGGUUUGACAUGAAGGCUCCAGAACUGACUGAAGAAUUGAAGAAUGAUCUGAAGGCUUUGAAAAUGAGAUCUGCUAUGGACCCAAAACAUUUUUAUAAAAAGAAUGAUCGUGAUGGCUUUCCAAAGUAUUUUGAGGUUGCUACAGUUGUGGACGACCCCAGAGAUUUCUACCAUUCCCGAGUUCCCAAGAAUCAGAGAAAGAGGACAAUUGUGGAGGAACUACUUUCAGAUUCUGAAUUCAGGAGAUAUAAUAAAAAGAAGUUCAAGGAGAUCAUUGUAGAAAAGGCUGCUCGUGCAGAAGGCAAAAAGAACCGAAAAAAGAAAAAAUUUCGGACAUAACUUGCACAUGGAAAAGUGUUGUCUUAUUUCUUUGUUACUGUUGCUCAUGCCCGGCAGUAAGAAACUUACAUCAUAUACCGAACUUGAAGACUGUAAGGAGAAACUUGUACUUCACAAGCUUUAUUGUGAAACGAAACGUAUAUCGAGCCUAAUUUUAGUUAGGUCUGCUAUAUAGGUUUGUAAAAAUAAAAAAUAAAUCCUAUUUUUUACAUAUCGAAGAUCAAAAGCCUCAAAAGGUAAAGCCAAAUUUACACCUUAAGGGUCUAUUCACACAUCCGCAAUUUCGUUCCGCAUUUUGCGGACCCAUUCACUUCUAUGGGGUAGCACGACGUGCUGCCCAGAUCCGCACUUCCGGGUCCACAAUUCCGAUCCCUAAAAA
Molecule: messenger RNA, 3208 nt
Organism: Bufo gargarizans (Asiatic toad)
Lineage: Eukaryota; Metazoa; Chordata; Amphibia; Anura; Bufonidae
Gene: DNTTIP2
Product: deoxynucleotidyltransferase terminal interacting protein 2
Exons: 7
Coding region: 157-2829 (890 amino acids)
Biological process (GO): RNA processing
Cellular component (GO): nucleolus
Molecular function (GO): RNA binding
Source: RefSeq, a predicted model, not a curated record